This is a messenger RNA of Coniosporium apollinis CBS 100218, 453 nucleotides long. RefSeq lists its product as uncharacterized. The transcript has 4 exons. The coding region runs from base 1 to 453 and encodes 150 amino acids. The record is from RefSeq and is a predicted model, not a curated record. Gene Ontology annotation, cellular component: RNA polymerase I complex; RNA polymerase III complex. Gene Ontology annotation, molecular function: DNA binding; protein dimerization activity; DNA-directed RNA polymerase activity. Lineage: Eukaryota; Fungi; Ascomycota; Dothideomycetes. Gene Ontology annotation, biological process: DNA-templated transcription.
AUGCCUUCACAGACACGAGAACAAGACCAAGACAUGGCAGACGCCUCUCCGACCGAUCACACCCAACAAGAUGGCCCCGAGCCGGUAGAAGCACCCUCGCCCGCAGGAUCACCGGGAUCAGAAGCAUACGAGACCGAGAAACCGCGCAUACGAGUCCUACCAGGUGCGGAAGAUACGGCAGCUUCAUUCGAGUUUGAGAAGGAGGACCAUACAUUGGGCAACGCGCUACGGUACAUCAUCAUGAAGAACCCCUCCGUCGAAUUCUGCGGCUACUCCAUCCCUCACCCCUCCGAAGAACGCAUGAAUCUGCGCAUACAAACAUACGACAACGUCAGCGUAUAUGACGUGCUAGAGAAAGGUCUGGACGACCUCAUGGACCUCUGCGACGUGGUCAUGGAGAAGUUCACAGUUGCGCGUGACGAUUUCAACGCCGCAAAAGCAGGGACGAGCUAG